AACACUUCCUGCACGAAACCGCCAGCACACUCUCCCACUCACACUCCUUCUUCUUCUUCCGUGCCACGUAGACCCUCCCUUGACGAGAAAGCAAGCAAGAUGGCAGCCAGCAAGCCUUUCGACCCCAACACCGCCCAAAACCACAUCGAUAUUGAGAAACAGUUCGCCGUCAAAGCCGUUGAGCAGGCCCAGACGUAUUGGAAUCUCAUUGAGAAAGUUCCCCCAACCGAACUCAAACUCACCAAGAUUGACGAUGAGAUUUACGAGGACACACUCAAGACCUUUCCCGAGCUUGCCGAGAACGACUACGCGGGCUUGAUACAGCUUGAUGAAGAGUGGAUGAAGAGUCCCUCAGGCAAAGAGCGCUGGCGAGAAUUCAUUGAGCGGUACAAGAAAAAAGUCAAGGACUACAACUUCGGGUCGCUCAUCCGAAUGAAUGCAAAGGAAGAAUACGUCGAGAAGAACACAAUCUUUGGUGGGCUACUCGCUUUUGCCCUCUCGCUGUUGCUGACGUGUCCCGGCAGUUACUCGGAUACAGGCAGGUUGCCUUUGGUAUUUGAAUGUCUAGUGCUGAUCACUGCUCAUCUCCAGUUCUACGCUUUCGAGAUUGCCCGCAACAGGCUUGGUUUGAACGACACUGCCCACGAUCUCGCUAAGGCCGAAGCCGCCAAAGAAAAGGCACAGAAGGAGAAAGAGGCCGCAGCUGCCGAGAAGAAGAAGCGCAAGUAG
This is a messenger RNA of Mycena indigotica, 729 nucleotides long. RefSeq names its product DUF757-domain-containing protein. Bases 100 to 729 code for a protein of 209 amino acids. Gene Ontology annotation, cellular component: cytoplasm. The transcript has 7 exons. NCBI's taxonomy places the organism in Eukaryota, Fungi, Basidiomycota, Agaricomycetes, Agaricales, Mycenaceae. The record is from RefSeq and is a predicted model, not a curated record.